Messenger RNA from Mugil cephalus (flathead mullet), 2174 nucleotides. Its product is annotated as vasorin. The record is from RefSeq and is a predicted model, not a curated record. Lineage: Eukaryota; Metazoa; Chordata; Actinopteri; Mugiliformes; Mugilidae. The coding region runs from base 807 to 2174 and encodes 455 amino acids. The transcript is spliced from 2 exons. Gene Ontology annotation, biological process: neuron projection regeneration. Gene Ontology annotation, molecular function: protein binding.
UGGUAAAGUAAAAAUGGUCAUUUACUUUUCGUUUCAGUGGUCAUAAUGUUGCGGCUGAUCAGUGUGUACGCUAAUGGCAUCUAAAAAUGGAUUGAAUCAUUCGUUUCAGAGGUACAGUGUGGCCGCAUCAGAAGAGCACUUGUAAAAUUAAAAAAUUCAUCACAAAUGUGUAAAAACAAAAAUGUUCGAUAAUAUAUAUAUAAUUCUGAAACGGCCAAAGCACAAAACCUCAUCUGGAUCUGAAUCCCAUGUGGGUCAAAUUGCCAGAGAUCAAACAUGUAAAGACAACACACCAGCUCAAAAGCAGGCCUGCGUUGACUGAAACGCGAGCCCUGACAGAGCCUUACAACAGGGUCAGAUUCCCUGCUCUUUUGUCAAUCAGGUGCUAAAUAAUUCGAGAAAAUACUACCCCUUCACUUUCGCUCUUCCAACCAGGGCGGCGGGAAGACAUGUGGGGGGGAACGGGUGCGCGCCAGAGCCUCGCAGAGUGCGUCCGCCGCGUUGACUCUCUGUUUGAGCUUCAGGAACUUUGGCCUUGGGCGUCCUCAGAUAAGAGGAUUCUGUGUUUGUGUUUAGUUUCCCUUCUGCCGCUGACAAACAGCAGGACCUCCCGAUCAAUUUGCACGGUGAAGAGGAUCCAGAGUGGGUAACACGGCACCUUAAGGGUGACAUUAAACUUUGAUGAGCAUCUGCCAGGAAUUCUCAACGGCAGUGGUUAUCUUUAGAGGGACGGUGGACGACAGGGAAGCACUCGUGUCUGUCUCUUUGGAGGAGCAGAAAAACACAGGGAUAGAAGAAUGUGAGUCAUGCGUUGCUGCAGAUGUGCCGUCCUACUGGUUCUCUGCAUCUGCCCUCUAGCCUCCCUGGUGAUGGCUCCCUGUCCUCGGGGCUGCUGCUGCCCUCACCCGGGGUUCCUGGUUCUGUGCGAGUCGCUGGGCCUGAGGUCUCUCCCGCGCUCGGUCCCGCUCAGCACCUCAGCGCUGUCCGUGGCCAGGAACCAGCUCUGCGACGUGGACCACCUGCUCUCUCCGUUCUCCGGCCUCCAGGAGCUCAGCCUCGGCCACAACCUGCUGACCCGCUUCCCCCGCGGCCUGCCGCCGAGCCUGGAGUCCCUGCAGCUGCAGGAGAACCGCAUCACUUACAUCACCGCCGGCGCCCUGAGGCAGCUGGGAAACCUGACCCGCCUGGACCUGGAGGACAACCGCAUCCGCGCCAUCCAGCCCGGGGCGCUGCGGGGUCUCGGCAAGCUGCGGGUCCUGACGCUGAAGGGCAAUGAGCUGACGAGCCUCCCCUCAAACCUCCCCCCGUCGCUGACUCACUUAGACCUCUCAGAAAACUGCAUCGCCGCCCUGGACCUGGCCUCUCUGUCCUCCCUCGUCAACCUGCAGGUCCUGAACAUCAACAGCAACUGCCUGCGCUCGGUCCCAGACAGCGCCUUUGACAAACUGCCCAGUCUCAGAUCUGUGGACCUCAACAACAACCUGUGGGCGUGCGAGUGCGACAUUCUGUAUCUUUACCGCUGGCUGCUGAGUGGCAGGCUGAAGAUGGCCACAGACCUCGUGUGCGCGGAGCCUGUGCAUCUCGCUCACCGGCUGCUUAUGAACCUCUCCGUCAUGGCAAUCUGUCCUCGUCUCCUGAAGCCAGUAGACAGGACACAGCUCAGCUCUGACCUGGAGACGACGAGGCCAACCUCUAAGAGGGACCGGGUAGAAAUGUUGCAGAAAGCAUCUAAAGAAACCUCUGCUGGACUCUUUCCUGAAGACAUUCAACAAGACUUCCCCAGAACUCGUCUCUUGCCCUACUCUUUAGAGACUCUCACCUAUGAGGAGUGUCUGUUCCUGAACAAGACUCCACCUCUCAGCACGUCGCAUUUAAAAACUACGGCUUCCCGCCCGGAGGAGGAGCAGGGGUGCAGAGACAACGUCACAGUUCGGUACCCUCAGAGUAACGCAACCUCCGCUGGAGGAUCCGUGCCGUCCACAAACAGAGAAGCCGUCAUGGUUACUCCCAACACGCGGCCUUUCACUCGGCAGGACUCUGCAGCGAUCGUCUCUCUGCUCGCCGUGUUGUGCGUGUUGGUAGCUCUCCUAAUGCUGGCAGUGCUGCUCGUACUGAAAAAGAUACUCGUGCGCCAGCAGAGAGUGGCUCCGCUCGAUGUGGGAUCUGGGGGGUGA